UUUCUCCCAGGAAGAAACAUGGCUGCCUACUGUUCAGCGACGGUAUUUUUAUUUACGUUUCGUUUGCUUUCUGUUUUAAGACAGACAGGGGACGAAAGAGCUUGUGUCAGAAGCCAAUUUGAGUAACCUUUUAGUUCAUUAAGUUGUCAUAGUUUCGGUAUAAAGGAGGUAUUUCCUCGUGGAGACACCCACCGUUAACAGUCAGAUUUUUUUUUAAAUUUUCGCUGAGCUGUCAAGCUGCUCGUCUGCGAUUGAUUUGCCUUUGUUAGCGUGCUAAGCUAGCCCAAAACUACAUAACUGCGAUUCCAACGCGUACACAGCCGGUGCUAGUCGCGAUGUUUAGCCCCGUGAAUUCUUCUUAUUUCAGAGUCAGUCCGGCCAUUGUCAACAGAGAACUCGGCAAGACCAAGAUGAGAUAGCAAGAGGGCACGUCAGAGUGCUAACACACGUUUUACUGCGAGGCUGAAUCCCAGCAUAACUGAGAGAAAAACGGAGUAAAUACAAUAAAAAAAAACACGCACACAGCAUGUUUGGGAAUCUUUUCGAGGAAGAGGAGGAGGAGGGCUUCUCUUCAACUUCCUCCAAGGGAAGAGUAGCAAAGGGGGGAGAUGAGCCACCUCCACCCCGAGGAAGGAGCAAUCUGUGUGGCAUCAAGAACCAGGGAGGGACCUGCUACCUCAACUCUCUGCUCCAGACCCUGCUGUUCACCCCCGAGUUCAGAGAGGAGCUGUUCAGUUUGGGGGUAGAUGAAUUAGGAUGUUUGGAGGACAAAGACAAACCAGAGGCAAAAGUCAGAGUGAUCCCACUGGAGCUUCAGAGACUGUUUGCCCGUCUGUUGCUUUUGGACCAGCAGAGCGCCUCCACUGCCGACCUCACUGACAGCUUUGGCUGGAACAGCAGCGAGGGGACAAAUCAGCAUGAUGUGCAGGAACUGAACAGGAUUCUGUUCAGCGCCUUGGAGCACUCUCUUGUGGGCACCAGCGGCAGUACAUUAAUCCACCGGCUCUACCAUGGGACCAUCGUCAACAGCAUUGUCUGCAAGGAGUGUGGAAAUGUCAGCCAGAGACAGGAGGACUUCCUGGACCUGACAGUGUGUGUUUGUGGUGUAUCCAGCCUGGAAGAGGCUCUGUGGACCAUGUUUGUGGAGGAAGAGUUGUUUGAGGGCAAUAACCUGUACCGCUGUGCACAGUGUAACAGAUUGGUCACUGCUGCCAAGUCUGCCAAGCUGAAGAAGCUGCCUCCAUUCAUGACGAUGUCUUUGCUGAGAUUCAGCUUUGAUUUUGCCAAAUUUGAGCGAUACAAGGAGACGGGUCGCUACAGCUUCCCCCUCACCAUCAACUUACGACCUUUUUGUGAACAGACUGAUGGGGAGGACUCUGAUUACACCUAUGAGCUGUUCUCUGUCAUCAUCCAUAAGGGCGGUUGCUAUGGUGGCCAUUACCACGCUUACAUCAGAGAUAUUGAUGAGCUCGGCCAAUGGGAGCCACCGGAGGAGGACUGCAAACCCAAAACUCAGAAGAAAGUCAGGGAGGAGGUCAAGGAAGUGUGUGAGCCAAAACUUCAAGAAGAUGACCCUUUGUCUGUCCUCAUUGCUAUUAUUGCCCAGGAGUCGUCAAAAAGUGUCUUGUUGGACCAACUAGGCCAAAAACUCAUGGAUAGAAUUGGUUCAUCCUGGAGCAAAAAGUUCAGAAAACACUAUGGUCCCAUUGGAAAGUUCCUACAGUCCCACAAUGAAGUUUUCCUCUUGGUGUCUAAUGGUACUCGGGUGGCACUGAAGACAAACCCGCCAAGCCCAGUGACUGAGCCUUCCAGCCAGGCAGAGCAGCCCACUAACUCUGAUCCUUCAGCAGCUCCAAACCCGGGAGCUUCUGAACAGCAGCUUGGACCAAAUCAGAAGCCAGAAUCUAAACCAGAGCAGGGUAGCCACUGGUUUGACCUGAAUGACUCCACCGUGACCUCCAUCAGGGAGUCGGACAUAGAGAAGCAGUUCCAGGGCAAAGAGAGCGCCUACAUGCUGUUCUACAGGAAAACACAGCUGCACAGGCCCAGCGAAGCUCUGAAUAAUCAGCAAUAUAAGAUUCCUUCUCAACUCAUUCAGAUGGCUCAGGAGGAAAACCUCAAACUUCAGCAGAUGCGCGAGGAGUUUGAAGCUACCAAUAACACGGUGGAGCUGCGUCUGCACCUGGCACCCUCCUAUAAGUUAGAAAAUGGAGCCCUGCAACCAGUCAGCAAAGAGUCAGACGGGAGAACUGCACUGAGUUUUGACCGUAGGAAGACGGUGGGAGACCUGCGAUUAGCCAUUUAUCAGAUGCAGGAACUCUGGGAAGGAGAUAUGGCGCUGACAGUUGCCAAAAGUCUUCCAGCAGGUUUACACCUCUACAAUACUCUGACAGAUGACAGUGUAUCCCUCUACAGUGCAGGAAUCUACACAAACACUGACCUGUUUGUGUGGAAUGGCAGAGAAGUGUGUGGUGCAACUGUCCAAAUUGGAGCCGAGUGGGAGCCCGUCCUUCUCACUGUCGUUCGUCCCUUUUUGGGGGAAGAUGUAGAACAUGAAGUGGAGGAUGAGGCCGAGAGUGAGGAGAGCAAGGGAGGUUUUGAAAAUGGGGGACCGGGGCUUAAAAGGGAGGCGAGAGGGUUUGCAGGUGGCGCGACUCUCGGGGAGGUGAAGGAGGCUCUGGGGGAGCCUAAGGAGAGCCUGCUGUGUCAGGAGCAUAAGGGAGGAAAGAGAAAAGAGCAGGAGGCAGGAGAGGGAGGAGGGGCAAGUGGGUGGAGGGUGUUUCCCCCGGAUGACAUGCAGCGGACUCUGAAGGAGCUGUCGCUGAAAGAUGGAGACGCUCUGUUGGUGUUGGAGCCGCAGUCGUUUGACAGCAGCGUGUUUACGCGAAACGGAGACGUUGUCACUGUGACCACACCGUCUGACUGCCGCUGGCUCCAGGUGGAGUUCAGACCUCAUGUAAAGAGAGGGGAAGAAGUGGAGAAAGAGGACGAGAGGAAGAAAAUUAAGGUUCCAGCAACAGGAAAUAUGCUGCUGUCUGAGGUGAAACAGAGAGCUGUCGAGGAGCUGCAGCUACAGGAGCAAACCCCAGGUGCACAGUACUGUCUGAGGCAGGUCGACUGCACAGGGAAACUCCUUCCUCCGGUUUGUGAGGAGCUGAGUGUUCGGGAUGCAGGAGUACGACUCAUGACCACACUGACUCUCUGUCCGGGAAAAGGCCCCGGGGCAUCACAGCUUUUCUUGCACUUUACUGUGGGUACAGCGCCCUCUGCUGGCAUGGAGAUGGACAUAAUUGUGGAGAAGACUUGCACUGUAAAAGAGUGUCUGAAGGCAAUGCUGGAUGCUGUUGGACUUGACGGCACCUGUUGGCACUUGAGGAGGCUUGAUUGGUGUGAGGAGGUUGGAGAGCCACUUAUGGAUGAGGAUGCUUCUUUGAUAGAGCUGAAGAUCAGCAAUGGAGAGACAUUAGUCGUCACAGAAGGACAUUUGCCUCCGAAGGGUUUUCUCAAAAUGCCUGUGUGGCUGUAUGUGGAUCCAAAAAACACGGUAUCAGAUUUCAAUCACACUGACAACGGCCCUGCUGAGGAGCAGAUGCUGGAGAUUGUGACUGCUGGUGAGACACCCAGUCAGUCGCCUCCUGUUUGUGGCGGAAACACUGCAGAGCUGAGAAAUGUGGGGCAGGUGGAGAUAUCAGACGAGGCCACGCUGGAGGAUCUCAAGACUCAGGUGAUGACGCUGCCCGCUCUCCAGGAUGUGUGUUUGCCGACUACUAUGUUCAUGCGUGUGUGGCAGCUGGAGGGACGGAGGCUGGCCCGCAUCCUCAGAGGACAGCAAGUAACACUCAGGAAGUUGAAGCUGACCAGCGGUUCGGAUAUUUGCGCGCAGCAGCUUCUGAAAGAGGAAGAUCUCGGGCUGAAGGAGGUGCUGCUGAAUGUGAAGAUGGGCGUGCCGGGGGAGAGGUGUUACUACCCUCCAGAGGAGCUGGUUUGGGAUGCGUCCCAUGAUUCCUCUCCUCGCUCUCUGCGCAUCUGUCUGGCUGCACACUACGGCCUCUCUCCUGAUGCUCUGCUGCUGGCUAAACACCAGCCAGACAAGCACAUCUGGGAAGAAAUCUCCAACUGGACUCAGCAGGUUUCCAAAAAGAAGAAGAAGAAAAAGGCCGAUUCGCUACUGGGAGCACCAUUCCACUUCAAAGAUGGCGACACUAUCGGCAUCAAGAACCUUUUGAUAGACAACAACAGGGGCUUCAUCACGCUGGAGGAUGAGCAGGGCCAGCAGAGGCUCAGAGAGCAGGCAGAGCAACGCAGGAAAGGAGGGCAGGCUGCAGUCUCUGAUGUUUCUGGAUCACAGAAGAAGACUGGACAAACCAAAUCCAGGAAACCAGAGGUGGCACUCUCAAUCAAUGUUGGGGUAUUCAGAUAGCACCCGUCUUCCAUCUGUGCAUGGACAAGUCAGGACUACUUACAGCACUACAUGCACAGACACACACUGAGAUGCCACAUUGCGGUGAGGACAAUCCAACUGGAGUCAGUUUUGUGCCAUUUUUUUUUUUUCGAGUGUUGUCUGCAUCCUGUCAUUCUCCACGAAUCUGUUGAACCUAACUAAAAUCAAACCCUCAAUUCCUUCCUGAUUCUUAUUAUUCUAAACAGAAGGAAUUUUGAUUUUGGUAUUUUGAUUUGCUGUUUUGUAACCGACUGUAAUUUGCAUUGUUAUGCAGUUUAUCCACUUAUGAUCUUUAUCUAAUUGAAAUUGCUGUGUUUUUUUUAUUUUCUGAGGGGAAAACAUUAAGACACCUCCAGGAAAGCUUCUUUUGCUGCAUGGAUCAGUAGUUUUGUAAUAUUAUACUGUAAGUUGCCUAGAAAACUGUUUCUACUUUGAGUGUGGAUUUUUUAUUGUUUUUUUUGCUAUCACAGACAUUUAGUUAUCUUAAUACUUGUGCUAACUGGAGUUUCCAUGAAUUUUAAAGCAGUCAGGGUAGAAAUUUAGACUGUAGCCACCACCCAGUGGCUUUUACGUUCUGGCUUCCUUCAACAAAUUGUCCUCUACGACAAACCACCGAAGAAGGGAAUCGCCUUCGCUAAGUCCUGAUGUUCUUUAUAAGGUAACUGGUUGUGAAAUAAGUGACUCAUUUUUAUCAUAAAACUGUCAUUGUGCAGCAUGAACAGAAAUAUUUCCCUCUAUCAUCAAAGGGUGAGUUUUAGAUUAAUAAGGAGAGGGGAGACAGGCCUUAAUGUGGAGAAGCCUCAGUGCUGCUCUGUGCCCCCUACCUCACUCUCUACCUCUCUUACGCUACCUCUUAUGCCCUGGUGUUUUUUUUGUUUAACUCAUAGUUCUUUCUGUCAUUAUUUUUUUUUUCUAACCCUGAAUCUAUUACAGUAAAACACAGUUAACGUAUUGGGACAAUAAUUAUUUAAUGUAGCUUAGCUGACCCUUAUUGGGCAUUUCCCAGCCUUUAGAACUAACAAUUAAAAGGGGCCACCUACUUUUCUUUCCCCUUUAUUUGUAAUUUCGUAUUCAAAUUAAUUGUAUGGAGCAGAAUCAAUGUGUUAUAUAACUGUUUAAAGAUGCCAGAUGAAUUCGCAGUUCACUUCUGCUUCAGAAAUAUACUGUAAACCCCGAAAUUUCAUUGUGGAACAUUGAUUUUUUUUCUUUUUAGUUGCAUGCACUAUACUAUAUGUAAACUUCAGGGAAUUGGAAAAAGAUUAAAAAGUAACAGAAGAAUUAUGAAAUGUGAUGGGGUUUUGGGGAGGAAUUUAAUUUUAUUAUGAAAGAUUUUCUUAAGCUGCUGCAUACAUUAAUCUGGCCUCGAACAGUGCCAAGAAUUUGCAAACAGAAGUUUAAUCUAUUUGUCUGGAGGAGUUACAUAAAAUGUUUUGACAGUAUACUCAACAAUAGUGGAAUUUCAUUUUGUAUCAUAAAGUAUCAGUUACUAGUAUUAAUGAUUACAUCUUUGGUGUUAUUGAUAAGGACUGAUCUGCUGUAUUGUAACAGUGGACAUCUGUUUGUAUUCAUGUCAGACUGUAUUUGCACAAAGUAUUUUAUGAACAAUAAAGGUAUGCAGUAGGA
This is a messenger RNA of Acanthochromis polyacanthus (spiny chromis), 6064 nucleotides long. RefSeq names its product ubiquitin specific peptidase 40 (gene usp40). Gene Ontology annotation, biological process: protein deubiquitination. Gene Ontology annotation, cellular component: cytosol; nucleus. The record is from RefSeq and is a predicted model, not a curated record. The transcript is spliced from 31 exons. The coding region runs from base 527 to 4420 and encodes 1297 amino acids. Gene Ontology annotation, molecular function: cysteine-type endopeptidase activity; cysteine-type deubiquitinase activity. Lineage: Eukaryota; Metazoa; Chordata; Actinopteri; Pomacentridae.